Verticillium dahliae VdLs.17 is the source of this 753-nucleotide messenger RNA. RefSeq lists its product as uncharacterized. Gene Ontology annotation, biological process: double-strand break repair via homologous recombination; resolution of meiotic recombination intermediates. The coding region runs from base 1 to 753 and encodes 250 amino acids. NCBI's taxonomy places the organism in Eukaryota, Fungi, Ascomycota, Sordariomycetes, Glomerellales, Plectosphaerellaceae. The record is from RefSeq and is a predicted model, not a curated record. The transcript has a single exon. Gene Ontology annotation, cellular component: RecQ family helicase-topoisomerase III complex; nuclear body.
AUGGACCUCGCCCUCCAGCUACGCCUCGCCCUCCAAGCAGCCCACUACCCAACCCCGACCACGCCCUGGCUCACCGCCCUGCUCGGCACCCGCCACCCGCCGCCGCCGCUGCCGUCCCUCGUCGCCACAGCCAAAGCCCGCCUCCUCGCCGCCGACCUCACGACCCCAGCCCUCCUCGACCCGGCCCACGCCGCCGCCUUCCCGCCCGACCUCGCCGCCCCGACGACCCCCGCCCGCACCCUCGCCGCCGACAUCCACGUCCAGGUCGCCGACGUCGAGAACCUGUCGCGCAGCCGCUGGGAGCAGGUCGAGGCCCUCGAGGCCCUCGAGCGCGGCGAGGGCACCCGCGGCCGCGAGAUCAUCCGCCUGCCGACUGACGACGCCGCCGACGGCCAUGACCUCGGCGACACGGCGACGACGCAGCAACCGCAGCAGCUGCCCUCGACCAGACCGUCUGCUGCUGCCGCGCCCGCGAAUGCCACGCACAGGCUCGUGCUGCAGGACUGUCGUGGCCAGAACGUCUACGCGCUGGAGCUGACGAGGAUCGAGAGGAUCGGCGUCGGCGUCACGGCUAUUGGCGAGAAGAUGCUCAUUCGCAGCGGCACCAGGGUUGCGAGGGGCACCUUGCUGUUGACGCCCGAGAAUUGCGUCGUGCUCGGCGGCAAGAUUGAGGCGUGGCAGCGACCGUGGGUCGAGGGACGGUUGACGAGGUUGAGGGAGGCUGUGGGCUCGGAAGCCGGGUCGCGGCCGUGA